Messenger RNA from Rotaria sordida, 226 nucleotides. The record is from the annotation of a GenBank genome assembly. NCBI's taxonomy places the organism in Eukaryota, Metazoa, Rotifera, Eurotatoria, Philodinida, Philodinidae.
AUGUCAGAUAAUUCUCACCACUACGAUGUCAUUGCUCGUGAUCCCAUCAGUGAAACGGGAGGGGCUUCGGCCCUUUCCCACACGACUGGUGCCGCCUCCGCCUCCACGGUGGAUGUUGUCAGUCCAUCUAUCGGACCAACAUCAACUAGUCGGCCUGAGGAUGAUCCCUGCAUGGUAAAAAAAGAAUAUGCAGUAAUAAUUAAUAUAUUUAUUUAUUUAUUCUGUU